Molecule: messenger RNA, 1624 nt
Organism: Colossoma macropomum (tambaqui)
Lineage: Eukaryota; Metazoa; Chordata; Actinopteri; Characiformes; Serrasalmidae
Gene: cep19
Product: centrosomal protein 19
Exons: 3
Coding region: 127-621 (164 amino acids)
Biological process (GO): trans-Golgi to periciliary membrane compartment transport; microtubule anchoring at centrosome
Cellular component (GO): ciliary basal body; spindle pole; centrosome
Source: RefSeq, a predicted model, not a curated record
UUUUAUAACUUUAAGUGCUGGAAAGUGUUUUAGGCGUUGCGUGGGUACCUACAGAGCUAAAUACUGAGCUUGUCUUUUGAAUGGGCUUUUGUCAGAUACGCUGUUCAGUUUUCAGGUGAGUGAUGAAUGAUGAUGUCUAUAAAGGCGAAGCAGUGUGGGAUUAAGUUUGAUCCUCCUUCAAUUAUCCUCAUAUAUGAAAAUGGAGAAAGAAGAAACAUCCGUAAAAGAGUAAUACCAGUGAGGAACUUCUCUCAGUACUCAGACUGCAGCAGGGCUGCAGAGAGACUGAAGCACCACGUCCGCCAUAGUCUAUACCUGGAAUCUGUGCCUCUGGCACAGCUGGAGAGACUACACACGGUUCUCCGUGACCACCUUCGGGGUCUCACCGUAGAGGAGAGUCUGGCUGCACAGCGGGGCCCUGACUCACACGAAGAAGACCUCAACAAGCUCAGCGAUGAAGAGCUGAACCGCAGGAAGGCCCAGAUGGACGUGCUGUUUGAGCGCAACCGCCGCCAUAAGGACGACCCAGACUUUGUGUAUGACCUUGAGGUGGAGUUUCCUGAACACAGUGUACGAGAAACUUGCAGCUGGGAUGAAGACCAAUCAGAUAAUGGGUUUUAGCAGACCAUAGAUUUGUUCGUCAGACUUAGAAAAAGGCUCCAUCUUGCCAUUGUAUAUAGACUCUACAUAAACAACAGACUCAUAGUCUUUUGCUCUCCUUUAGUAAUGUUUCAUGACAUCUCCCAACACAAAUGACCAUCACAAUCAGCAUCCUUCAGUGAGAAAUGACUCCAGACACCUCAUCAGCCCACUGAGACAUCACUUAAAAUUCUGAGAUGUGCUAUUUUGAUGUGAUUCCCAAGUUUGACUAACAACAAGUACAAACCUAGAAUCCAGGGCCCAUAUUUAUCAAGCAUGUCAGAGUAACGACACUGAUCUAAGAUGAGGGCACAUCAAUCUACUCCUAUCCAGGGCUAUGAAAAAGGCAUAAAGUGAGCCCAAAUGAGCAAUUUUACUCUGAGAGUUUUAAUAAAUAUGGGCCCAGAGGAGUGUUUUACAAAGCAGAAGAGAGAAUGUCCCAUAACUCUUGGACAGGCUUAAUUUUUUUACUUCAAGGUGCAUUCCAGCCUAAACUAGCAUUUAGUAUGUUAUUUAUCACGUUAUGUAAUAUUCUGUAGUACAGCUGUGCAUCCCUCAGCCUCAUCAGUUGGACAGAAUUCACAAUUUUUUGUCUUUAUGUGCUUUAAUUCAUUAACAUUCUCGCAACACCCAGCAUAUAUUUUGCAAAUAUGACAUACAACCAUUGAAAAUCCCUGCAGCGCUCAACCAAUCCUAGCUGCUAGCCUGGCCUCUGUACAGGCUAUUAAGUACAGAUCUACAGUUGUAUUUUUUUUAGGUUCCUCCCACCUUCAAGAAACAUCAUCAGAAGGGGUUUUAUAGUCUUUAAACCAAAAAAUCUUGCUUUAGAGACUAUCACUGCACCACUGUACACUCUCAGAAAUAAAGGUAUGAAACUGUCACUGGGGUGGGACCCUCAAGGGUACAUCUCAGUACCUUUAGUCAGGGAACAUAAUUGUAGCAUAAUCCAAUAAAUUAUAUUCUCUAAACUAUACUGACUCCACAC